Rhincodon typus (whale shark) is the source of this 732-nucleotide messenger RNA. RefSeq lists its product as uncharacterized. Bases 1 to 555 code for a protein of 184 amino acids. The record is from RefSeq and is a predicted model, not a curated record. Gene Ontology annotation, biological process: spermatogenesis. NCBI's taxonomy places the organism in Eukaryota, Metazoa, Chordata, Chondrichthyes, Orectolobiformes, Rhincodontidae. The transcript has 4 exons.
AUGAAUCAGGGAAUCUGGAAAGUUUACAAGAGCAAAGUGCUGAGGAGUUUCAGAGCUGAUGAGGAGGAAGAAGUGAAAGAACAGAAUAAUGACACCGUGAUUGAUAUGACUACGGAUGAAGGCUCCAGUUCUGUCUCACAGUUGGCAAAAAAGGUACAAGGGGCUAGUGCAAAAGGAUGGAAAUGCAUGUCCUCACUUUUCAACAAGGAUGAUGAACACAAGUUACUUCCAACUGAGAACACUGCCCCAGUCGAACAUGUCCUUUCAGAGCCGGCGCCGAAAGAGCCCGAGAAGAAACUGACCGGGUUCUGGGACGCGUUCGCCACCAAAUGGAACCAAACCUCCGAGGCCAACAAGGUCAGCGACGGCGCCGGAGAAGGUGAGGCCGAGGCGGCUGCAAUCCCCGCACACGAUGAAGAUGGAGGGACCGAGAACACAGCCAGUCCCGGGGCCUACACCAACCUGGAGGCGACCAGCGACCCCGGCUUCAAGUGGAACUUUGUAACCAGCAAGUUGGCGGAACUGAAAAAUAGAAACAUGCAAAAAAGCAACUAGGCACACACCCACAAGAGGGAGGGGGACGGCCAGGGGAAGGCUCCUGAAAACAGACAGCAACAGAGGGAAGUAUCAUAAGAACAUCACGAACGUGACAAAAUCCCAUUAGAUAGCGACGUCGGUGUAAAAUAACAGGGAGUUAUAGAAAUAAAACCCGGGCGCUGCUGUUUGAAAUAA